Messenger RNA from Pelmatolapia mariae (spotted tilapia), 2372 nucleotides. RefSeq names its product U2 small nuclear RNA auxiliary factor 2a (gene u2af2a). The record is from RefSeq and is a predicted model, not a curated record. Gene Ontology annotation, biological process: mRNA processing. The coding region runs from base 544 to 1974 and encodes 476 amino acids. Gene Ontology annotation, molecular function: poly-pyrimidine tract binding; pre-mRNA 3'-splice site binding. Gene Ontology annotation, cellular component: commitment complex; U2AF complex; U2-type prespliceosome. NCBI's taxonomy places the organism in Eukaryota, Metazoa, Chordata, Actinopteri, Cichliformes, Cichlidae. The transcript is spliced from 12 exons.
AGGCAUUCAUCAACUUCCUGUGUCACGGAGCUCCAGGGAGACGGAGCAAAAAAAGCGGGCAUACCGAAGUCUUAAUUGUUUUCUCUAGCUUCGAAAUAUUUGAAAGCGCAUAUAUUUGUCUUGUAAAGCCGAACAACUGGCUCCCGUGGAUCAUUAACUCCCCGGAUCCGCUUUGGGCUCCGAAAAGAAGCUCAUUCAUUCGGCGUUGGUAGCUAGCUAGGAGCCACGGGCCCACUAUUCUUCUGGACUUUGCUACAAGCUAGUUAGCUAACGUUAGCACGCUAACCCAUGCGAACACGUUUUCUUUAUCAAUGAUUCUGCUGUUACGUUGUAAACAAAUACUUUGCCGCUAAUAUAUGUUCUAGUUAAACAUUUUUCGAUAAAUCUGUCGUUAGGUAAGCUACUAGUCGAGGCUAACUUUCCGGAGCUGCAUCUGCAAGACACUUGUUUUUAAAAGUGUUGUUCACUUUGUUGCUAGCUUAAGCUAGCCACCGCCAACUGAGCAACGCAGUCUCCGAAAGCGUAGCAGGCUUCAGCAGAGAGAUGUCGGACUUCGACGAAUUCGAGAGACAGUUAUCUGAAAACAAACAAGCUGAAAGGGACAAAGAGAACCGCCACCACCGUCGGUCCUCGUCCCGCAGCCGCAGCAGAGAGAGGAAGAGGAGGAGCAGAGACAGGGACAGACGCAGCAGAGACCGCCGUGGAGACAGUAAGGAGCGGAGACACAGACGCAGCUCACCAUCCAGCUUCCCCCAGGACAAUGCUGGAAGCCGUUCUCCCCACCGUGAGAAGAAGAAGAAGGUGAAGAAGUACUGGGAUGUCCCUCCACCUGGUUUUGAACACAUCACUCCCAUGCAGUACAAAGCCAUGCAAGCUGCAGGCCAGAUCCCAGCUACAGCCCUCCUGCCGACCAUGACUCCAGAUGGCCUGGCUGUUACUCCAACCCCAGUACCUGUAGUGGGUAGCCAGAUGACCCGACAGGCUCGUCGGCUCUAUGUGGGCAACAUCCCCUUUGGUAUCACAGAGGAGUCAAUGAUGGACUUCUUUAAUGCCCAGAUGCGUUUGGGUGGUCUUACUCAGGCCCCCGGCAAUCCUGUUCUUGCAGUACAGAUCAAUCAGGAUAAGAACUUUGCCUUCCUUGAGUUCCGUUCUGUGGAUGAAACAACACAGGCAAUGGCCUUUGAUGGCAUCAUCUUUCAAGGCCAGAGUCUUAAGAUUCGCCGUCCCCACGAUUACCAGCCCCUGCCCGGCAUGAGCGAGAACCCCAGUGUCUAUGUGCCUGGUAUACAGACAAUUAAUGGUGUGGUGUCCACAGUAGUCCCAGACUCUGCUCACAAGCUCUUCAUUGGUGGCUUGCCUAACUACCUGAAUGAUGACCAGGUGAAAGAGCUGUUGACGUCAUUUGGCCCUCUGAAGGCUUUUAACCUGGUGAAGGACAGCGCCACAGGCCUAUCCAAAGGAUAUGCCUUUUGUGAAUAUGUUGAUGUCAACCUUAAUGACCAGGCUAUUGCUGGACUGAACGGCAUGCAGCUGGGAGACAAGAAACUUCUGGUGCAAAGAGCCAGUGUGGGAUCGAAGAACGCAACUCUGUCGAGUAUAAACCAGACUCCAGUGACGCUGCAGGUGCCAGGUCUGAACAGCUCCGUGACUCAGAUGGGCGGUCUGCCCACGGAGGUGUUGUGUCUGAUGAACAUGGUGGCCCCUGAAGAGCUGUUGGAUGAUGAAGAGUACGAGGAGAUUGUGGAGGACGUCAGGGAUGAGUGCAGCAAGUACGGCCAAGUUAAAAGCAUUGAGAUACCUCGACCUGUCGAUGGCCUGGAAGUGCCUGGAACCGGCAAGAUCUUUGUGGAGUUCACGUCAGUUUUUGACUCCCAGAAGGCCAUGCAGGGGCUGACAGGCAGGAAGUUUGCCAACAGGGUGGUGGUGACCAAAUACUGCGAUCCAGACGCCUAUCACCGCCGGGAUUUCUGGUAGAGGACGCAUGACGAGAAGAGGGGAAUGGGGAGGGUGUGCACUGCCAGUUUCCAAAUCAGCCCCCAAAGUGAUUUUUUUUUUUUUUUUGGUAGCGCAACGUUGCAGGCCGAUCUGGGAGUAUUAUUUGUUUGGCAGUGGUGAUAUCCAGAUUAUCAUUGGAGAUCUUCACGAAAUAUUCAGCAGUUAAGACAGAAUUGGAAAUAGAGGAGGAGGAGAAUUUGUGGGGUUUGUUUUCAGUACAUAAUAAAAGGGGGCUAGGUUUGGUUGCUAGUGGUGUAGCUGGGUGGGUGGGCAAGUUAAAGAUUUUUGAGAAAAAAAAACAAAAAGUGUGUAAUAAUAGGUCCAGGGGUUGGGCAACAUUUUUUUUAUACUUUGUGAGACAGGGAUGUCAUUUCUGG